AAUGUACCACGUGGGUUGUUAGAUAGAAUGAAAUUGGCAAAGCUAUUCAACUCGCUCUGCGGUGCUAGGAUCAAAAAUGUUUGGUUUGUGUAUGAUUAUGGUGAGAUACAAACAUUGUACCAAAAGGAGCAAAAGAUUGCUGACAGAUUGGAGUACUUACUCACUGCUCAUAUCACAUCAAGAUUCUUUGAGCAAGACAACUCAGCGUUGAUCAACGACAACACUCAAUACAAGACAAAUUUCUGGAAGUUUGUCUGGUAUAAUUGGAAGUUUGUCAAGUUGGAUUUCACCAAUGGAUGGUCCAGGCCAAGAAUCAAGUUCUGUUCCAUGAUGACGAAGUUGAAGCUCACAGAGAAUGAUUAUAAGAUUAAUCAUAACUUGUUGGCACAAACGAAGUUGCGAUUGAUUGCUAAAGAGAAGAGUCCUUUGACUGAUCAUAAGUAUAACAAGGUGUUUAUUCAAUUCAAAGAUCCAUUCCACCUUGAGAUCCUUAACCAGAUUCAACUCUCUGGUACGAUCAACGAGCUUGAUAAAACCUUGAUAUACAUCAAUCCUAAGGACAUGAUUUGGGACAAUCUCGCAGUUCAGAGUAACUUCUUGUGUUUUGCAAGGACAUUGGUAGGGAAUGUUCUCACGUUCUGUGUCAUUAUUGGAUGGGUGAUACCCGUGGCAUUCAUAGGUCUCAUAUCUCAAAUGCCCUAUAUGACAGCAUUGAUUCCAUUUCUCUCCUGGUUGAAUUACCUUCCCACGUAUGUCACAGAUGUCAUUUCAAAUUUCGCUUCAGUAAUACUCUUGAUGUCUUUAGCAGAGUUGGUGCCUCAUAUAUUUCGAUGGAUCAGCUUCAUAAAAUGCAAGAGAACAGGCGCAGAAGUUGAGCUUGACGUACAGAAGGUGAUGUUCAUAUUUCUCUUCAUUCACCUUUUCUUGAUCGUUACAAUUUCAUCAGGGUUUACCGUCAUUGUUGAAGGGUUAGUCAAUAAUCCAGUCUCAAUUCCAAACAUCCUUGCUACGAAUUUCCCCAAAUGCUCCAAUUUCUUCUUCUCUUAUGUGAUCAUUCGAGGGUUAUCGUACUUUGGGAACAAUCUUCUUCAAGUGUAUCAACUCUUUUGUAACGUCUUUGUUUACCCAUACAUUGAUUUCACUCCUCGUCAAAAGUUCAACAGGAUUUCGUCACCACCACACUACAGAUGGGGAUCUGUAUACCCAACCUUUGCUGUUUUGGGAUCAAUUGGCUUGGUUUAUUGUAUUCUUUCGCCGUUGAUUCUUGUAUUUUGUAUAGUUACAUUCCUGUUGGUGCUCUUUUCAUUCAAAUAUACAUUGAGGUACCAAUACAGCAUGGAGAACGUGUCUGAAAACUAUGGCCAACACUUCCCAACAGCACUUUUCCAAUUGUACUCGGGGGUAUACUUCAUGGAGGUUUGUUUAAUAGGUUUAUUUGCACUUUCAAGAGAUGAGAAUGGCAUGGCCAAUUGCCUUUGUCUCUCACUAUUGACAUGCUUCUUGCUUGUUGCCACAGCUGCUGCUCAUCACCAGAUUAAACAAGUAUAUGGCCGACUAUUGGCAAAGAAUACACCUUUAAAUAUGAGCCGUGAUGCGUCAACCUUUGAUGAACUUGAAUCUCGCUCUUCUGAGUUGAACCUGCACAUGUACAACGACACAUUUUACCGACAGUGCUUCCAACACAAUCAAAGGGUCAUAUGGGUGCCCAAAGAUUGUUAUAAUGUCAGUUCUGAUGAAGUUAUUGGGCUCUGUCAACGAGGCGUGGAAACCUCCAAUGCAUCGUGUGAAUUGACUACCAAUGGCGAUAUUCUCGUGUUCAGCAAUCCCCCAGAUUACACCAUCUUGUAACAUCGAAUGAUCAUGAUCUCUCGUUUUAUUCUCAAUCUUGUAUAUCCGAAUCUGUAGGUGUUGAAGUAGUUGGCUUUAUGCUUGAUGUAGUUGUUGAUUGUACUGGUGUUGCCUGGGACGUAGUCUGUGGAACAGUUGCCGUAGUAUUAACGGUAGCAGCAGUAGUAGCAGCAGUAGUAGCAGCAGUAGUAGCAGUAGCAGUAGUAGCAGUAGCAGCAGCAGGCGUAGUUUGCUGUCUAACGUUUUUACUUCUUGGCCACAUA
Williopsis jadinii is the source of this 2111-nucleotide messenger RNA. It is a transcript of the gene SPO75, whose product is annotated as Spo75p. The transcript has a single exon. Gene Ontology annotation, cellular component: plasma membrane. The record is from RefSeq and is a predicted model, not a curated record. The coding region runs from base 28 to 1848 and encodes 606 amino acids. Gene Ontology annotation, molecular function: calcium-activated cation channel activity. NCBI's taxonomy places the organism in Eukaryota, Fungi, Ascomycota, Saccharomycetes, Phaffomycetales, Wickerhamomycetaceae.